Molecule: messenger RNA, 2159 nt
Organism: Archocentrus centrarchus (flier cichlid)
Lineage: Eukaryota; Metazoa; Chordata; Actinopteri; Cichliformes; Cichlidae
Gene: fam49al
Product: family with sequence similarity 49 member A, like
Exons: 12
Coding region: 417-1391 (324 amino acids)
Biological process (GO): regulation of actin filament polymerization
Molecular function (GO): small GTPase binding
Source: RefSeq, a predicted model, not a curated record
UGGCGUGAGGCAGUGCGUGUGCUCAGUGUUUAGGUGAAUCCACAACCCUCUGGCUCACAAGGAUAAAGGAUCCAUACACAGAAGAGGAGAGAGAGAGAGAAAAGCAGCACAGGGACUUUGUCUCCAUCUUCCUCUUUCGGCAUCCUCUCUGCUCUUUCUGCUCGCUUCAUUCUCUCGCAAGCCAACUGCGGCUAUUUUGCUCCCCCCCCCAUUCUUCUCUUUUGUUCUUUGCAUCCAUCUCCGUUUCACCUCGGUCCAGAGAGGAGGCAGGAAGAGCACGGUCAGAGGCAUCAUCCUCCCCUCCUGCACGCCGAGCCGGUUGUGGGUGCUGAUGCUGUAACCACUGUUUGGAGCUGACAAGCCCUGGUUGAUGCAGUGAAGUGUUCCAGUGGGAUAAACACAAGCGAAGGGGGCUCAUGGGAAACCUCCUGAAAGUGCUGGCUUGCGCCGAACUUGAGCAUGGCCCAAUAGUUUUCCUUGACUUUGAACAUGCCCAGCCCACGGAGGCAGAGACGGCCGUGUGGAACCAGGUCAGCGCUGUGCUGGAGGAGGCUCACGGGAUCCUGGCCGAGCUGCAGUCCUAUAACGGCGCGGGCCAGGAGAUACGAGAAGCCAUCCAGAACCCGAGCGACCUCGCUCUUCAGGAGAAGGCCUGGAACGCAGUCUGCCCCCUGGUGGCCAAGCUGAAGAGGUUCUAUGAGUUCUCCCUCCGACUGGAGAACGCCUUGCGCAGCCUGCUGGAGGCCCUGACGAGCCCGCCGUACGCUCCCAUGCAGCACCUGGAGAGAGAGCAGGCCCUGGCCAAGCAGUUUGCCGAGAUCCUUCAUUUCACUCUCAGCUUCGACGAGCUAAAGAUGACGAAUCCAGCCAUUCAGAAUGACUUCAGCUACUACAGGAGGACUAUAAGUAGGAACAGGCUGAACAACCAGCAGCUGGAAGCAGAGAACGAGGUUAACAAUGAGAUGGCAAACAGGAUGUCCCUGUUCUACGCUGAAGCAACACCAAUGCUGAAGACUCUGAGUAACGCCACCACCAAGUUUGUCUCAGAGAAUAAGACCUUGCCCAUAGAGGACACCACAGACUGCCUGAGCACCAUGGCCUGCGUGUGUCGUGUCAUGCUGGAGACUCCGGAGUACCGCUGUCGGUUCACCAACACAGACACCAUGCUGUUCUGCAUGAGGGUGAUGGUGGGUGUCAUCAUCCUGUAUGACCACGUUCACCCUGUCGGGGCUUUCGCCAAGACUUCCAAAAUUGAUAUGAAGGGCUGCAUCAAGGUGCUGAAAGAGCAACCAUCCAACAGUGUGGAGGGACUCCUGAACGCACUGAGAUACACAACACGGCAUCUACACGAUGACAGCACCUCCAAACAAAUCAGGGCCCUCCUGCAAUGAAAGAAAGAAAACAGAGAGGAGCGACGGGGCGAGGGGAGGGGGGAGAAGGAGCGCACUUGAAGGAGGAGGAAACGAACGCCGCCGGCUGAUAAACCUGUUUGUUUACAACGAACAAAGAAAAUCAUCUCAAGGUUAAGAGUGACCUGAUGACAAUAAGAAGAGGAAAAUAAUUAUAUAUAUUGUCAGCUGUCCAUCAUUCUGUCUCUCAUUUUGUAAAGUAAGAAAAAAAGCCAGAAAAGAAGAUAUAGAUAUAUAUUAAGAAAAGUGAAACAUUGAACAGCGAGUGAAGAAUAGGUAGGAUUAAAGAGGAAACUAUAUUGGAAGAUUUAAAGUCAGAACCAACUAAAAGUGUAAGAAAAAAAAAGGGUUAAUGUUCCAGAAGUAGCCUGAUGAGUAUUUUUGCACACUCUUUGAAAUCAUCUCCUUCCCCCUGAAAUCUGAUCCCCAAACUGGUUCCCACUGCUUCCCUGACAUACACGCUCACUUGAAUCAGAGUGGUUUCCUUCAGCUGCACUGGCCUCCACCCAACAGGUGAAUCAUAAAGCAAUGUGAUGGAUACACUCCGGAGAUUUGCUUCUGCCUGUUUCACUUCCUUCUGGUGCAGCUGGAGGUUAGCAGGCAGAGACAGGAUGCUUCUGUUUUUGCCCUGAUUUCUUCCUCAUUAUCCAUCCAGCCAGUCCAUCCAUCUACUGGGGUUCUUUCCCCCCCCUCGUCACCCCCACCCAACCACCUACCCAAAAAAAAAAAAAAAAAAAAAAAAAAAAAAAA